Molecule: messenger RNA, 33784 nt
Organism: Mercenaria mercenaria
Lineage: Eukaryota; Metazoa; Mollusca; Bivalvia; Venerida; Veneridae
Product: titin-like
Exons: 1
Coding region: 98-31645 (10515 amino acids)
Source: RefSeq, a predicted model, not a curated record
UUAAGUUAUGAAUAUUCAGGCAAGCUGAACUAGUUUGCAUAAUUAUUUAAAAAAAUAACAGAGUAAAAAUGAAACAUAUCAUAGAAGAUUAUUGUAAAUGUUUCAACAUGUAAGACUUCCGAAUUUCAGGAUGAGACAGCUACAACCGACGGCGACGGCGGCAACAGAGACGACGAAAGAUCCGGCGAUCUUGUCCAAUGAUUCCCUUACUCCGACAUACACCACAUCACAACAUAACAUUGAUGCAUCGACCUUCCCCCAUAGUCAUGAUCCAUACAGACCAAUAGAUAUUGACAGGCCACCGUCGCCACACAUGCGCCCUGCUAGAUCUAUGUCAAUUUCAUCUAUCAAAUCAUCAGUGAAAGUUUUCUUUAAUAACGAUGGCCUUGAAUGGAGUGACAGAAGUCAAAGUGUUCCGUCCUUGCAGCAGAAGCAACAGCAACAGCAACACAAGAAACAGGAAAAUGAACAUGUAAGGGCACAUCAGGAUGAAUCAAGCUCAACCGCUAGUUUUAAUAGUACAGAAUGCUCCGAACAUGUGCAUAAAAAAGAAUCCGUUGAACGAUUUUCUAACGGCCAGACAGCUGUCAGGUUAGACAGGGUAAAUAGUAAUAUUCAAAUACAGAAAGAAGAAUCGAUAGAAAACAAUGAUCAAAAGUAUAAAAUUAAACAAAUUGUUGUUGUCUCGCUGGAUGAAAAAGAAAGCAAAACAGUACAGAAAGUUUCUGAAAACUCACAAGGGUAUGUGUCAGUGUCAGAAUCAGUAGAAUCACUGAAACACACCGAAGUUACAAUUUCAACUGAUAAAGCUGUUGAAAGUGAUGACGACAGUUCGGAAAGAACUAUAACACCAUCUCUCGAUACCCACUUAGAUGAAUCUUGUAUUAAAACUGAAAAGAAAACAACAGUUGAAGAAGAAAAUAUUAGAAUAUCAAAGCCAAAAAAUGACGAGAGUGACUCUGCAAGUAAAGAAUACAAAAGAGAAAACAAGCAGACAUCACAUGAGAAACAAAGAAGACGGCAAUCAAAAUCUAGCCCAAGAGAUGCCACACCUAGAGUAUCAGGUAAAUCAUCUCCGCGUGGAACUAAAGUAGACAGGAAAGAUUCGCCAAGAACUCGAAAAGAAAUUGCACAAAAUACGCUUUCUAAGAAAAUAAAACAAAGGACGCCAAGAAGUGGAGAGAAUGAUGAUAAACUGUAUUAUAUCGUUGGUACUAAAGAUAAUAAAGGCCACUGGGCAACUAAGUCAGAAAUAGAUAAGAAUAGACAAGAAUCUGAGUAUGACAAGGUUAGCCUGCAUGAUAUUAAGCCUUAUGAGGGUGAACAUGAAAUAAAGCCUGAGGAUCCCCAACAACGUGAAAAAAUAAUCAAUAGCAAAUUACCGGAACCGAAGGACAUAGAUCUUUCCUCGAAAUCCACAGAAAUCAACACAGCUAUUAUUGAAGGUAAAACACGUGAGGGUAAAGAAGAGUGCGUCUUUGAAAAUAAGUCCGAAAUUUCUGAAGCUUCAGACGCCAAGCAUGCAAGUGAACUUUUAAUAAAAAGGCAAGACGCACUUGAUAUACAUAAAGGAGAAUUGAAAACUGAAGGCGAAGAUAACAAUAUUGAAGAAGAUUAUGAAGAUGACUUUGAAGAGGACCAACUUGAAAAAAAGGAGGAGGCAACAACUAAACAAGAAGAAGAGGAAGUACCUUUUAAAACUGAGAAAGAAGUUGAAAUGACUGAAAAUAAACAAAUAAAUGAUGACUUAGGUGGCGAAGCAAAAUACAAAAUAGAAAAAGAGCUGUAUCAUGCAGAUUUAUCACCACAUGAAAAUGAAACAAGCAGAACGUUGAUCCCCGAUAUGAAAAUUCAAAAAGAACCAAUUGCAGACGAUGAAGAAUUGAAAGUCAGCGCAGAGACAAUCGACAUACAGCAUAACAGAACAGAAUCAAGAUAUCAGAUGAAAGACGCAUUGCCUGAAAAGGUAUUAAUACAGCCUUCCGCUCAUACAGAUAAACACAGUGGAGUCGGAACACUAGUUAUUUCCAAUUCAUCAAUCAAUACUCUUGUCAUUGCAAACAAGAGUCAGUUAGACGAUGAAACAUUUCGUAGACUGACAAGGGAACCGGUUAUUGAACAACAAUAUAAAACAAACACUAAAAAUGAAGACGAUCAGCAGUCAGUCCAGAAUGAAAUAAAGAAAGAAGACAUUGCAACAGACAUUCCCGGAGAAUCCGAAAUGUUCGAUAAUGAUGCAAUUAAACAGACCCUUGAAAUAAAGCCUAUACCAUAUGAAACAACCGAAGACAAGAUAGUAAAUAAAGAUGGCCUUGAGGAAAACGAUACACAUUCUGACAAAACAAUUAAAACUUCAGGAGAUAUUCCUACCGAGACAGUAAUGAAUUCAGUCCUUUCGCAGACAAUAUGUACUGCAAGCUCCCAAACAAUUAAUAGCGUUGAAACACAAACAGUUUGUAAUAUAAGAACACAGACUGACACAAACGGGCAGACACAAACUGAUAAAACCAUAGCUGUUCAGACAGAUGUAACAGAUCAUUCGUCUGUUUUUGCUGUGACAAAGGAUACGUCUCGAAAACUUAAGGCAGAUGUACCUGAGGAUGAAUUAUUUAUUAUGUCAGAAUCUAACGAUUUACAAAAGUCACAAGUUUCACAAGAGUCACAAACAUUGGUAAGGACAAAUUCAUCUAGUCCAGACUUAAAAGCUGAAGAGGAAUUUCAAAAGAUAAAAUUUACAGAUAAACAUCUACAAGAGGAAGAAAUUAAUCAAGAAAAAUCUGCGGAAAGAUUGGAUAAAUGUAUUGCAAGUGCCGAAGAAGACUCAACGGAAAAGUUUACGGAGAAAGAAUCAGAAGUGAGGACAGAAGAAACCACUGAGGAAGAUAUUGAAACGUUUAAGGUAAAAGAAGAUGUAGAACAGCUUGAGGAAAUCGCAAUAGGAGAAAGAUCACAGGAAGAAGUUGGAGAUGAAAUGCAACAGUCUAAAUCUGAAGAAGAUCUGAGGGUUCAUAAACGUACGGUUGACGAAAGUGAGGCAAACACUUUUCAAGAUUCAAAAGAAGAAAUCAAAGUUAUUUCUGAAGAAAAACAAGGAGAAAAACCUGAUAUCGCUACAGAAAUAGCAGAGAGAACGAUGAUAGAAAAUGCUCAAGGAGAGGAUUUUCUAUUGAAAGGUGGAGUCGACAUCACUGAAGAGCUAGUAUCGGAAUAUAAACCUGUCGAAGAAACAAGGGAAGCAGAAACUGAAGAAAAACGAACAGAGUACAUACCAAACGAGAAAUUAGAUCAAUCAUCUCCGGUGACAUCUGAAGAAGUAGUAUCUGAGGAGAAAGCUAUUGAACAAUCACCAGAGUCUUUUAUAGAAGAAGAAAAAUUGGAAGACAAAUCAGAGAACAACUCGUUUGUACAUGAAACUGCUCCGAAAAAGACUGAUGAAAGCAUAAAUAUAAUUUUAGAGGAAGUUUCAAGUGGUGCUGACAACUCCAAGAAAGAUCGAUCUGUUGAAAUUUCACUCGAUAAAACUGAAAGUGAAAUGCCAGAGGAAAUGUUGGAGGAACAAUUGUCUGAAACAAAACCUAUUGUUGAUGAAAGACAUACGGAAACAUUCGAAGAAUCACUGGAGAAAACAAAAGAGGAAGAAAAUUCUCAAGAUACAUUUACAGAAAAAUCGAAAACUGUUGUUGCAAGUGCCGAAAGAGAUACAACAGAAAAGGCUGCUGAGAAAGAAUUAGAAGUGAGCACAGACGAUACCAUUGAGGAAGGUGUUGUAACAUUUAAUGUAAAAGAAGAUGUAGGACAGGGUGAAGAAAUCGCAAUAGGAGGAGUAUCACAGAAAGAAGUCGGAGAUGAUAUGCAACGUUCUAAAUCGGAAGAAGAUCUGAAGGACCAUACACCUACGGUCGACGAAAGUGAGGCGAAAACUUUUGAAGAGUCAAAAGAAGAAAUGAAAGUCAUUUCUGAAGAAACGCCAGCAGAAAAACCGGAUAUUGCAACAGACACAGCAGAGAAAACGAUGAAAGACAAUGCUCAAAAAGAGGAAUUUGCAUCAAAAAGUGGAAUCGACAUCACUGAAGAAGUAAAAAUUAUACCGGUAGUUGAAGUAUUGGAAGGUAAACCUGUUGAAGAAACAAGCAAAGGAGAAACUGAAGAAAUAGCAACAGAGGACAUACCAAAAGAGAAAUCAGAAGAUCAGUCAUCUCCGGUGACAUCUGAAGAAGUAGUAUCUGAGGAGAAACCUAUGGAACAAUCACCUGAGUCUAUCAUAGAAGAAGAAAAAUUGGAAGACAAAUCCGAAAAAACCUCGUUUGUACAUGAAACUGCUGAUGAAAAGACUGAUGAAAGCUUGAAUAUAAUUUUAGAUGAAGCUUCAGCUGGCGUUGACAUCUCUGAAGAAGCCCGACCCGUUGAAAUAUCGUUCGAUAAAACUGAAAGCGAAAUGCCAAAGGAAAUAUUGGAAGAACAAUUGUCUGAAACAACACCUAUUGUUGAUGAAAGAAAGACGGAAACGUCCGAAGAAUCACUGGAGAUAACAAAAGAGGAAGCAAUUUCUCCAGACAAAUUUACAGAAAAAUCGGAAACUGUUGUUGCCAGUGCCGAAACAGAUACAGCAGAAAAGUCUACUGAGAAAGAAUCAGAAGUGAGCACAGACAAAAGCACCGAGGAAGAUGUUGAAACAUUUAAUUUAAAAGAAGAUGGUGAGGAAAUCGCAAUUGGAGAAGUAACACAGAAAGAAGUCGGAGAUGAAAUGCAACAUUCUAAAUCGGAAGAAGAUCUGAAGGUUCAUACACCUACGGUCGACGAAAGUGAGGCAAAAACUUUUGAAGAGUCAAAAGAAGAAAUGAAAGUCAUUUCUGAAGAAACGCCAAUAGAAAAACCGGAUAUUGCAACAGAAACAGCAGAGAAAACGAUGAAAGACAAUGCUCAAGAAGAGGAAUUUGCAUCAAAAAGUGGAAUCAACAUCACUGAAGAAGUAGAAACUAUACCGGUAGUUGAAGUAUUGGAAGGUGAACCUGUUGAAGAAAAAAGUAAAGGAGAAACUGAAAAAAUAGGAACAGAGGACAUACUAAAAGAUAAAUCAGAAGAUCAAUCAUCUCCGGUGACAUCUGAGGAAGCAGUAUCUGAGGAGAAACCUAUAGAACAAUCAACGAAAUCUAUCAUAGAAGAAGAAAAAUUGGAAGAGAAAUCCGAAAAAUCCUCGUUUGUACAUGAAACUGCUGAUCAAAAGAAUGAUGAAAGCUUAAAUAUAAUUUUAGAUGAAGCUUCACCUAGCGUUGACAUCUCUGAAGAAGCCCGACCCGUUGAAAUAUCGCUCGAUAAAACUAAAAGCGAAAUGCCAAAGGAAAUGUUGGAAGAACAGUUGUCUGAAACAAAACCUAUUGAUGAUGAAAGAAAGACGGAAACGUCCGAAGAAUCACUGGAGAAAACAAAAGAGGAAGCAAUUUCUCAAGAAAAAUAUACAGAAAAAUCGGAAACUGUUGUUGCAAGUGCCGAAAAAGAUACAACAGAAACGUCUACUGAGAAAGAAUCAGAAGUGAGCACAGAAAAAAGCACUGAGGAAGAUGGUGAAACAUUUAAGGUAAAAGAAGAUGUAGGACAGGGUGAGGAAAUCGCAUUAGAAGAAGUAUCACAGAAAGAAGUCGGAGAUGAUAUGCAACAUUCUAAAUCGGAAGAAGAUCUGAAAGUUCACACACCUACGGUCGACGAAAGUGAGGCAAAAUCUUUUGAAGAGUCAGAAGAAGAAAUGAAAGUCAUUUCUGAAGAAACGCCAGCAGAAAAACCGGAUAUUGCAACAGAAACAGCAGAGAAAACGAUGAAAGACAAUGCUCAAGAUGAGGAAUUUGCAUCAAAAAGUGGAAUCAACAUCACUGAAGAAGUAGAAAUUAUACCGGGAGUUGAAGUAUUGGAAGGUAAACCUGUUGAAGAAACAAGCAAAGGAGAAACUGAAGAAAUAGCAACAGAGGACAUACCAAAACAGAAAUCAGAAGAUGAAUCAUCUCCGGUGACAUCUGAAGAAGUAGUAUCUGAGGAGAAACCUAUGGAACAAUCACCUGAUUCUAUCAUAGAAGAAGAAAAAUUGAAAGACAAAUCCGAAAAAACCUCGUUUGUACAUGAAACUGCUGAUGAAAAGACUGAUGAAAGGUUGAAUAUAAUUUUAGAUGAAGCUUCAGCUGGCGUUGACAUCUCUGAAGAAGCCCGACCCGUUGAAAUAUCGCUCGAUAAAACUGAAAGCGAAAUGCCAAAGGAAAUGUUCGAAGAAAAAUUGUCUGAAACAACAACUAUUGUUGAUGAAAGAAAGACGGAAACGUCCGAAGAAUCACUGGAGAAAACAAAAGAGGAAGCAAUUUCUCCAGACAAAUUUACAGAAAAAUCGGAAACAGUGGUUUCCAGUGCCGAAACAGAUACAGCAGAAAAGUCUACUGAGAAAGAAUCAGAAGUGAGCACAGACAAAAGCACCGAGAAAGAUGUUGAAAAAUUUAAUUUAAAAGAAGAUGGUGAGGAAAUCGCAAUUGGAGAAGUAACACAGAAAGAAGUCGGAGAUGAAAUGCAACAUUCUAAAUCGGAAGAAGAUCUGAAGGUUCAUACACCUACGGUCGAGGAAAGUGAGGCAAAAACUUUUGAAGAGCCAAAAGAAGAAACGAAAGUUAUUUCUGAAGAAACGCCAAUAGAAAAACCGGAUAUUGCAACAGACACAGCAGAGAAAACGAUGAAAGACAAUACUCAAGAAGAGGAAUUUGCAUUAAAAAGUGGAAUCAACAUCACUGAAGAAGUAGAAACUAUACCGGUAGUUGAAGUAUUGGAACGUAAACCUGUUGAAGAAAAAAGCAAAGAAGAAACUGAAGAAAUAGGAACAGAGGACAUACCAAAAGAGAAAUCAGAAGAUCAGUCAUCUCCGAUGACAUCUGAAGAAGUAGUAUCUGAGGAGAAACCUAUAAAACAAUCACCGGAAUCUAUCAUAGAAGAAGAAAAAUUUGAAGACAAGUCCGAAAAAUCCUCGUUUGUACAUGAAACUGCUGAUGAAAAGACUGAUGAAAGCUUAAAUUUUAUUUUAGAUGAAGCUUCACCUAGCGUUGACAUCUCUGAAGAAGCCCGACCCGUUGAAAUAUCGCUCGAUAAAACUAAAAGCGAAAUGCUAAAGGAAAUGGUGGAAAAACAAUUGUCUGAAACAAAACCUAUUGUUGAUGAAAGAAAGACGGAUACGUCCGAAGAAUCACUGGAGAUAACAAAAGAGGAAGCAAUUUCUAUAGACAAAUUUACAGAAAAAUCGGAAACUGUUGUUGCCAGUGCCGAAACAGAUACAUCAGAAACGUCUACUGAGAAAGAAUCAGAAGUGAGCACAGAAGAAAGCACUGAGGAAGAUGGUGAAACAUUUAAGGUAAAAGAAGAUGUAGGACAGGGUGAGGAAAUCGCAAUAGAAGAAGUAUCACAGAAAGAAGUCGGAGAUGAUCUGCAACAUUCUAAAUCGGAAGAAGAUUUGAAGGUUCAUACACCUACGGUCGACGAAAGUGAGGCAAAAUCUUUUGAAGAGUCAAAAGAAGAAAUGAAAGUCAUUUCUGAAGAAACGCCAGUAGAAAAACCGGAUAUUGCAACAGAAACAGCAGAUAAAACGAUGAAAGACAAUGCUCAAGAAGAGGAAUUUGCAUCAAAAAGUGGAAUCGACAGCACUGAAGAAGAAGAAACUGUACGGGUAGUUGAAGUAUUGGAAGGUAAACCUGUUGAAGAAACAAGCAAAGGAGAAACUGAAAAAAUAGCAACAGAGGACAUACCAAAAGAGAAAUCAGAAGAUCAGUCAUCUCCGGUGACAUCUGAAGAAGUAGUAUCUGAGGAGAAACCUAUGGAACAAUCACCUGAGUCUAUCAUAGAAGAAGAAAAAUUGGAAGACACAUCCGAAAAAAACUCGUUUGUACAUGCAACUGCUGAUGAAAAGACUGAUGAAAGCUUGAAUUUAAUUUUAGAUGAAACUUCACCUAGCGUUGACAUCUCUGAAGAAGCCCGACCCGUUGAAAUAUCGCUCGAUAAAACUGAAUGCGAAAUGCCAAAGGAAAUGUUGGAAGAACAAUUGUCUGAAACAAAACCUAUUGUUGAUGAAAGAAAGACGGAUACGUCCGAAGAAUCACUGGAGAAAACAAAAGAGAAAGCAAUUUCUAUAGACAAAUUUACAGAAAAAUCGGAAACUGUUGUUGCCAGUGCCGAAACAGAUACAUCAGAAAAGUCUACUGAGAAAGAAUCAGAAGUGAGCACUGACGAAAGCACCGAGAAAGAUGUUGAAACAUUUAAUUUAAAAGAAGAUGGUGAGGAAAUCGCUAUUGCAGAAGUAACACAGAAAGAAGUCGGAGAUGAAAUGCAACAUUCUAAAUCGGAAGAAGAUCUGAAGAUUCAUAUACCUACGGUCGAGGAAAGUGAGGCAAAAACUUUUGAAGAGUCAAAAGAAGAAAUGACAGUCAUUUCUGAUCAAACGGCGGUAGAAAAACCGGACAUUGCAACAGAAACAGAAGAGAAAACGAUGAAAGACAAUGCUCAAGAAGAGGAAAUUGCAUUAAAAAGUGGAAUCGACAUCACUGAAGAAGUAGAAACUAUACCGGUAGUUGAAGUAUUGGAAGGUAAACCUGUUGAAGAAAAAAGCAAAGGAGAAACUGAAGAAAUAGGAACAGAGGACAUACCAAAAGAGAAAUCAGAAGGUCAAUCAUCUCCGGUGACAUCUGAAGAAGUAGUAUCUGGGGAGAAACCUAUGGAACAAUCACCUGAAUCUAUCACAGAAGAAGAAAAAUUGGAAGACAAAUCCGAAAAAACCUCGUUUAUACAUGAAACUGCUGAUCAAAAGACUGAUGAAAGCUUAAACAUAAUUUUAGAUGAAGCUUCACCUAGCGUUGACAUCUCUGAAAAAGCCCGACCCGUUGAAAUAUCGCUCGAUAAAACUAAAAGCGAAAUGCCAAAGGAAAUGUUGGAAGAACAAUUGUCUGAAACAAAACCUAUUGUUGAUGAAAGAAAGACGGAAACGUCCGAAGAAUCACUGGAGAAAACAAAAAUGGAAGACAUUUCUCAAGAGAAAUUUACAGAAAAAUCGGAAGCUGUUGUUGCAAGUGCCGAAACAGAUACAACAGAAAAGUCUACUGAGAAAGAAUCAGAAGUGAGCACAGAAGAAAGCACUGAGAAAGGUGGUGAAACAUUUAAGGUAGAAGAAGAUGUAGGACAGGGUGAGGAAAUCGCAAUAGGAGAAGUAUCAAAGCUAGAAGUCGGAGAUGAAAUUCAACAUUCUAACUCGGAAGAAGAUCUGAAGGUUCAUACACCUACGGUCGACGAAAUUGAGGUGAAAACUUUUGAAGAGUCAAAAGAAGAAAUAAGAGUCAUUUCUGAAGAAAAGCCAGUAGAAAAAUCGGAUAUUGCAACAGAAACAGCAGAGAAAACGAUGAAAGACAAUGCCCAAGAAGAAGAAUUUGCAUCAAAAGGUGGAAUCGACAUCACUGAAGAAGUAGAAAUUAUACCGGGAGUUGAAGUAUUGGAAGGUAAACCUGUUGAAGAAACAAACAAAGGAGAAAUUGAAGAAAUAGCAACAGAGGACAUACCAAAAGAGAAAUCAGAAGAUCAGUCAUCUCCGGUGACAUCUGAAGAAGUAGUAUCUGAGGAGAAACCUAUGAAACAAUCACCUGAGUCUAUCAUAGAAGAAGAAAAAUUGGAAGAGAAAUCAGAAAAAACCUCGUUUGUACAUGAAACUGCUGAUGAAAAGACUGAUGAAAGCUUAAAUAUAAUUUUAGAUGAAGCUUCACCUGGCGUUGACAUCUCUGGAGAAGGUCAACCUGUUGAAAUAUCGCUCGAUAAAUCUAAAAGCGAAAUGCCGAAGGAAAUAUUGGAAGAACGAUUGUCUGAAACAAAACAUAUUGUUGAUGAAAGAAAGACGGAAACGUCCGAAGAAUCACUGGAGAAAACAAAAAAAGAAGACAUUUCUCCAGACAAAUUUACAGAAAAAUCGGAAACUGUUGUUGCCAGUGCCGAAACAGAUACAGCAGAAAAGUCUACUGAGAGAGAGUCAGAAGUGAGCACAGACGAUACCACUGAGAAAUAUGUUGAAACUUUUAAGGUAAAAGAAGAUGUAGGAGAGGGUGAGGAAAUCACAAUAGGAGAAGUAUCACAGAAAGAAGUCGGAGAUGAAAUGCAACAGUCUAAAUCGGAAAAUGUUCUGAGGGUUCAUACCCCUACGGUCGACGAAAGUCAGUCAAAAACGUUUGAAAUGUCAAAAGAAGAAAGGAAAGUCAUUUCUGAAGAAACGCCUGUAGAAAAAGUACCAAAAGAGAAAUCAGAAGAUCAGUCAUCUCUGGUGACAUCUGAAGAAGAUGUAUCUGAGGAGAAACCUAUGGAACAAUCACCCGAGUCUAUCAUAGAAGAAGAAAAAUUGGAAGACAAAUCCGAAAAAACCUCGUUUGUACAUGAAACUGCUGAUGAAAAGACUGAUGAAAGCUUAAAUAUAAUUUUAGAUGAAGCCUCACCUGGCGUUGACAUCUCUGAAAAAGCUCGAUCUGUUGGAUCUACAGACAACCUUACAGCUGACAUAUCUGUUGAAGAGAAACCAACAGAAGACGUGGAAAGAGUACAUAACCUCUUCGGCCCUGCUUCAGAACCAACCGAUUGUAUUCCAUCGAAUUUUCUGAUUAACAUUCAUUAUACAGAACAAAAUACUUACUAUUCAAAGCAAAUAAAUACUGAAGUAGAAGAAAACCGAUACAGCUCUAGUUCCCUACUUGAUGAAUCAGAACAUUAUGUUAUAGAUCAUUUCGAAAUGAAGUCAGCAGUGAGUGAUGUUGAUACGUACAGCGAUACGUUUAUGUCUACAAAGACUUCUGUGAUCAUACCUAUUGGAGACCAAACUGACGAAACGCUUACUUCAAUAUCUGAAGUUGAAGAAAGCGUGAUACUACCAGAGAAUGAAUUAAAUUUUAUCAAUGAAUUAACUGAAGACAAACCGACAGCAGAGAAAAGACAACAUUAUUUGGAUGAAAAUGAAUCAACAAAUGUAGAAGCAACCAAGAACAUACCUAAGGAGGAAUCAGUAAACCUAGCAUCUCCAGUGACAUCAGAAGUAGACGUAUCAAACGAGAAGCCUAUGGAACAAACAUUUGAGUCAAUUACAGAGGAAAACAAAUUGGAAGACAAGUCAGAAAACAACUCUUUUGUACAUGAAACUGCUGAGGAAAAGACUGACAAAAGCAUAAAUCUAAUAUUAGAUGAAACUUCCACUAGCGUAGACAUUCCUGAUGAAGCUCGAUCUAUUGAAAUGUCCCUAGAUAAAUCUGAAAUUGAAAAGCCAGAGAAAAUGUCGGAGGAAAAAUUGUCUGACACAAAACUUAUGGUUGAAGAAAGUAAGGCAGAAACGUCCGAAGAAUCAUUGGAGAAAACAAAACAAGAAGAAAUUUCUCAAGAAAAAUCUACAAAAAAAUCGGAUACUGUUAUUGCAAGUGCCGAAGAAGAUACAAUUGAAAAAAAGUCUACUGAGAAAGAAUCAGAAGUGCGCACAUACGAAACCACUGAGGAUGAUGUUGAAACAUUUAAGGUAAAAGAAGAUAUAGAACAGCGUGAGGAAUUCGCAAUAGGAGAAGUAUCACAGGAAGAAGGAGGAGAUGAAAUGCAACAGUCUAAAUUGGAAGAGGAUCUGAGUGUUCAUAAACCUAUGGUCGACGAAAGUGAGUCGAAAACUUUCGAACAAUCAAAAGACGAAAUCAAAGUCAUUUCUGAAGAAACGCCAGUAGUGAUACCGGAUAUUACUACUGAAACAGCAGAGGAAAUGAUGAAAGAAAUUGCUCAAGGAGACGACUCGGCAUCGAAAGAUGGAGACGACAUCACUGACGAAGGUGAAAUUAUACCGGUAGUUGAAGUAUCGGAAGAUAAAAUUCUUGAAGAAACAAGCGAGAAAGAAACUGAAGAAAAAGCCACAGUGGACAUACCAAAAAUGGAAUCAGAAGACCAAGCAUCCCCUGUGACAUCUGAAGAAGUAGUGUCUGGGGAGAAAGAUAUGGAACAAUCACCUGAGUCAAUAAUAGCAGAAACAAAAUUGAAAGACAAAUCAGAAAACAACUCGUUUGUACGUGAAGCUGCUGAGAAAAAGACUGACAAAAGCAUAAACAUAAUUUCCGAUGAAGAUUCCCCUGGCGUUGACAGUUUUGAAGAUGCUCGAUCUGCUGAAAAAUCGCUCGGUAUAACUAAAAGUGAAAUGCCAAAGGGAAUCUCAGAGGAACAAACGUCUGAAACACAACAUGUAGUUGAAGAAAGUAAGAAGGAAACGUCCGAAGAAUCACUAGAGAAAACAAAAGAAGAAGAAAUUCAGGGAAAAUCUACAGAAAAUUCGGACACUGUUAUUGCAAGUUCCGAAGAACAUACAACACAAAAAUAUACUGACAAGGAAUCAGAAGUGCGCACAGACGAAACCACUGAGGAAGAUGUUGAAACAUUUAAGGUAAAAGGAGAUGUAGAACAGCAUGAGGAAAUCGCAAUAGGUGAAAUAACAAAGGAAGAAGUCGGAGAUAAACUGCAACAUUCUAAACUGGAAGAAGAUCUGAGUCUUUAUAAAACUACGGCCGACGAAAGUGAGGCGAAAAUUUUAAGAGAAUCAAAAGAAGAAAUAAAAGUCACUUCUGAAGAAAUAGAAGCUGAGAAACCAAAUAUUGCAACUGAAACAGCAGAAACGAAGAACGAAAUAGUUCAAGGAGAGGAAUCUACGUCGAAAAGUGGAGUCAACAUUACUGACGAACUAGAAAGUAUACCGGUAGUUGAAGUAUUAGAAGAUAAACCUGUUGAAGAAACAAGCGAGGCAGGAACAGAAGAAAAAGCAAGCGAGGACAUAACAAAAGAGGAAUCAGAAGACCAAGCAUCUUCUGUGACAUCAGAAGAAGUGUCUGAGGAGAAACCUAUGGAGCAAUCACCUGAGUCAAUAAUAGAAGAAGAAAAACUGGAAGACAAAUCAGAAAACUACUCGUUUGUACAUGAUACUACUAAGAAAAAGACUGACGAAAGAAUAAAUAUAAUUUUAGAUGAAGCUCCACCUGGCGUUGACAGUUCUGAAGAUGCUCGAUCUGUUGAAAUAUCGUUCGAUAAAACCGAAAGUGAAAUGCCAAAGGAAAUUUCAGAGGAACAGUUGUCUGAAACAAAACCUGUCGUUGAAGAAAGUAAAACUGAAACGUCCGAAGAAUCACUGGUGGAAACAAAAGAAGAAGAAAUCUCUGAAGAAAAAUCUACAGAAAAAUCGGAUACUGUUUUUGCAAGUGCUGAAGAAGAUACAACAGAAAAAUCUAACGAGAAGGAAUCAGAAGUGCGCACAGAAGAAACAAUUGAGGAAUAUGUUGAAACAUUUAAGGUAAAAGAAGAAGAUGAACAGCAUGAGGAACUCGCAAUAGGAGAAAUGAAAGUCAUUUCUGGAGAAACGCCAGCAGAGAAACCUGAUACUACAUCUGAUACAGCAGAGGAAACGAAGAAAGAAAUUGCUCAAGAAGAAGAAUCUGAAUCGAAAAUUGGAGUUGACAUUACUGACGAAGUAGAAAUCAUACCGGUUGUUGAAAUAUCGGACGAUAAACCUGUUAAAGAAACAAGCGAGGCAGAAACAGAAGAAAAAGGAACAGAGGACAUAACAAAAGAGGAAUCAGAAGACCAAGCAUCUCCUGCGACAUCAGAAGAAGUGGUGUCUGAGGAGAAAGCUAUGGAAAUAUCACCUGAGUCAAUAAUAGAAGAGGAAAAUUUGGAAGAUAUAUCAGAAAACUACUCGCUUGUAAACGAAACUACUGAGAAAAAGACUGACGAAAGCAUAAAUAUAAAUUUUGAUGAACCUUCACCUGGCUUUGACAGUUCUGAAGCUGCUCGAUCUGUUGAAAUAUCGCUCGAUAAAACUGAAAGUGAAAUGCCAAAGGCAGUGUCAGAGAAACAAUUGUCUGAAACAAAACCUGUAGUUGAAGAAAGUAAGACGGAAAAGUCAGAAGAAUCACUGACGGGAACAAAAGAAGAAGACAUUCCUCAAGAAAGAUCUACAGAAAUAUCGGAAACUGUUGUUUCAAGUGCUGAAGAAGAUAAAACAGAAAAAUCUAUCGAGAAAGAAUCAGACGUGCGCAAAGACGAAAGAACUGAGGAACUCGCAAUAGAAGAAAUAUCACCGGAAGAAGUCGGUGAUGAACUGAAACAUUCUAAAUCAGAAGAGGAUCUGAGUGUUCAUAAAACUAUGGCUGACGAGAGUGAGACGAAAACUUUUGAAGAAUCAAAAGAAGAAAUGAUAGUUAUGUCUGAAGAAACACCAUUACAGAAACCAGAUAUUACAAUUGAAACAGCAGAGGAAACGAUUGUAAAAAGUGCUCAAGAAGAAGAGUCUAUGUCGAAAAGCGGAGUCGACAUCCCUGAGGAGGUGGGAAUUAUACCAGUAGUUGAAGUAUCGGAAGAUAAACCCGUUGCAGAAAUAAGUGAAGCAGAAACUGAAGACAGAGCAACAGAGGACAUACCAAAAGAAGAUUUAGAAGACCAAGCAUCUCCUGUGACAUCAGAAGAAGUAGUGCCAGAGGAGAAAGCUAUAGAACAAUCACCUGUGUCAAUAAUGGAAGAAGAAAAAUUGGAAGACAAAUCAGAAAACAACUCGUUUGUACAUGAAACUACUGGGAAAAAGACUGACGAAAACAUAAAUAUAACUUUUGAUGAAGCUUCACCUGGCGUUGACAGUUCUGAAGAUACUCGAUCUGUUGAAAUAUCGCUCGAUAAAACUGAAAGUGAAAUGCUAAAAGAAAUAUCAGAGGAACAGUUGUCUGAAACAAAACCUGUAGUUGAAGAAAGUAAGACGGAAAAGUCCGAAGAAUCACUGGCGGAAACAAAAGAAGAAGAAAUUUCUAAAGAGAAAUCUACAGAAAUAUUUGGUACUGUUAUAUUAAGUGCUGAAGAAGUCACAACAGAAAAAUCUACCGAGAAAGAAUCAGAAGUGCGCACAGACGAAACAUCAGAGAAAGAUGUUGAAACCUUGAAAGUAAAAGAAGAUGUAGAAGAGCGUGAGGAACUCGCAGUAGGAGAAAUAUCACCGGAAGAAGUCGAAGAUAAACUGAAACGUUCUAAGUCGGAAGCAGAUCUGAGUGUUCAUAAAACUACGGCCGGCGAAAGUGAGGUGAAAACUUUUGAAGAAUCAAAAGAAGAAAGGAUAGAUAUUCCAGAAGAAACGCCGGUAGAGAAAUCGGAUAUUGCAAUUGAAAAAGCAGAGGAAACGAUUGUAAAAAGUACUGAAGAAGCGGAGUCUGCGUUGAAAAGCGAUGUCGACAUCACUGACGAUAUGGAAAUUACACCAGUAGUUGAAAUACCGGAAGAUAAACCCGUUGAAGAAAUAAGUGAAGCAGGAACUGAAGAAAGAGCAACAGAGGACAUACCAAAAGAAGACUUAGAAGACCAAGCAUCUCCUGUUACAUCAGAAGAAGUAGUGUGUGAGGAGAAACCUAUAGAACAAUCAUCUGAGUCAUUAAAAGUAGAAGAAAAAAUAGAAGACAAAUCAGAAAACAACUCGUUUGUACAUGAAACUACAGAGGAAAAGGCUGACGAAAGCAUAAAUAUAAUUUUAGAUGAAGCUUCACCUGGCGUUGAUAUUUUUGAAGAUGCUCGAUCUGUUGAAAUACCGCUCGAUAAAACUGAAAGUGAAAUGCCAAAGGAAAUCUCAAAGGAACAAUUGUCUGAAACAAAACCCGUAGUUGAAGAAGGUAAGACGGAAAAUUCCGAAGAAUCACUGGCAGAAACAAAAGAAGAAGAAAUUUCUCAAGAAAGAUCUACUGAAAUUUCGGGAACUGUUGUUUCAAAUGCUGAAGAAGAUACAACCAAAAAUUCUAUCGAGAAAGAAUCAGAAGUGCGCACAGACGAAACAACUGAGGAAGAUGUUGAAAUAUUGAAAGUAAAAGAAGAUGUAGAACAGCGUGAGGAACUUGCAAUAGGAGAAAUAUCACCGGAAGAAGUUGGAGAUGAACUGAAAUAUUCUAAGUCGGAAGAAGAUCUGAGUGUUCAUCAAACUACGGCCGACGAAAGUGAGGCGAAAUCUACUGAAGAAUCAAAAGAAGAAAAGAUAGAUAUUCCUGAAAAAACGCCGGUAGAGACCCCGGAUAUUGCAGCUGAAACAGCAGAGGAAAUGAUUGUUAAAAGUGCUCAAGAAGAGGAGUCUGUGUCGAAAAGCAGAGUCGACAUCACUGACGAUGCGGAAAUAAAACGAGUAGUUGAAGGAUCGGAAAAUAAACCUGUUGUGGAAACAGAUGAAGCAGAAACUGAAGGAAAAGCAGCAGAUGACUUACCAGAAGAAGACUCCAAAGACCAAUUAUUACCUGUGACACCAGAAGAAGCAGUGUCUGAGGAGAAACCUAUAGAACAAUCAGCUGAAUCAUUAAAAGAAGAAGAAAAAGUAGAAAACAAAUCAGAUAACAACUCGUUUGUACAUGAAACUACAGAGAAAAAGGCUAACGAAAGCAUAAAUAAAAUUUUAGAUGAAGCUUCAUCUGGCGUUGGCAGUUUUGAAGAUGCUCGAUCUGUUGAAUUAUCGCUCGAUAAAACUGAAAGUGAAAUGCCAAAGGAAAUGACAGAGGAACAACUGUCUGAAACAACACCUGUAGUUGAAGAAGGUAAGACGGAAAAGUCCGAAGAAUCACUGGCGGAAACAAAAGAAGAAGAAAUUUCUCAAGAAAGAUCUACUGAAAUUUCGGGUACUGUUAUUUCAAUUACUGAAGAAGAUACAACAGUAAAAUCUAUCGAGAAAGAAUCCGAAGUGCGCACAGACGAAACAACUGAGGAAGAUGUUGAAACAUUGAAAGUAAAAGAAGAUGUAGAACAGCGUGAGGAACUCGCAAUAGGACAAAUAUCAUCGGAAGAAGUUGGAGAUGAACUGAAACAUUCUAAGUCGGAAGAAGAUCUGAGUGUUCAUCAAACUACGGCCGACGAAAGUGAGGCGAAAACUAUUGAAGAAUCAAAAGAAGAAAAGAUAUAUAUUUCUGAAGAAACGCCGGUAAAGACCCCGGAUAUUGCAAUUCAAACAGCAGAGGAAAUGAUUGUAAAAAGUGCUCAAGAAGAGGAUUCUGUGUCGGAAACCAGAGUCGACAUCACUGACGAUGUAGAAAUUAAACCAGUAGUUGAAGUAUCGGAAGAUAAACCUAUUGAGGAAACAGAUAAAGCAGAAACUGAAGUAAAAGCAGCAGAGGACAUACCAAAAGAAGACUCCAAAGACCAAGCAUCACCUGUGACAUCAGAAGAAGUAGUGUCUGAGGAGAAAGCUAUAGAACAAUCAGCUGAGUCAUUAAAAGAAGAAGAAAAAAUAGAAGACAAAUCAGAAAACAACUCGUUUGUACAUGAAACUACAGAGAAAAAGGCUGACGAAAGCAUAAAUAUAAAUUUAGAUGAAGCUUCACCUGACGUUGAUAUUUUUGAAGAUGCUCGAUCUGUUGAAAAACCGCUCGAUAAAACUGAAAGUGAAAUGCCAAAGGAAAUCUCAAAGGAACAGUUGUCUGAAACAAAACCCGUAGUUGAAGAAGGUAAGACGGAAACGUCCGAAGAAUCACUGGCGGAAACAAAAGAAGAAGAAAUUUCUCAAGAAAGAUCUACUGAAAUUUCGGGAACUGUUGUUUCAAAUGCUGAAGAAGAUACAACCAAAAAUUCUAUCGAGAAAGAAUCAGAAGUGCGCACAGACGAAACAACUGAGGAAGAUGUUGAAAUAUUGAAAGUAAAAGAAGAUGUAGAACAGCGUGAGGAACUUGCAAUAGGAGAAAUAUCACCGAAAGAAGUCGGAGAUGAACUGAAAUAUUCUAAGUCGGAAGAAGAUCUGAGUGUUCAUCAAACUACGGCCGACGAAAGUGAGGCGAAAACUAAUGAAGAAUCAAAAGAAGAAAAGAUAUAUAUUUCUGAAGAAAUGCCGGUAGAGACACCGGAUAUUGCAACUGAAACAGCAGAGGAAAUGAUUGAAAAAAUUGCUGAAGAAGAGGAUUCUGUGUCGGAAACCAGAGUCGACAUCACUGACGAUGCGGAAAUAAAACCAGUAGUUGAAGUAUCGGAAAAAAAACCUGUUGUGGAAACAGAUGAAGCAGAAACUGAAGGAAAAGCAGCAGAUGACUUACCAGAAGAAGACUCCAAAGACCAAUUAUUACCUGUGACACCAGAAGAAGCAGUGUCUGAGGAGAAACCUAUAGAACAAUCAGCUGAAUCAUUAAAAGAAGAAGAGAAAGUAGAAAACAAAUCAGAUAACAACUCGUUUGUACAUGAAACUACAAAGAAAAAGGCUGACGAAAGCAUAAAUAAAAUUUUAGAUGAAGCUUCAUCUGGCGUUGGCAGUUUUGAAGAUGCUCGAUCUGUUGAAUUAUCGCUCGAUAAAACUGAAAGUGAAAUGCCAAAGGAAAUGACAGAGGAACAACUGUCUGAAACAGCACCUGUAGUUGAAGAAGGUAAGACGGAAAAGUCCGAAGAAUCACUGGCGGAAACAAAAGAAGAAGAAAUUUCUCAAGAAAGAUCUACUGAAAUUUCGGGUACUGUUAUUUCAAUUGCUGAAGAAGAUACAACAGUAAAAUCUAUCGAGAAAGAAUCCGAAGUGCGCACAGACGAAACAACUGAGGAAGAUGUUGAAACAUUGAAAGUAAAAGAAGAUGUAGAACAGCGUGAGGAACUCGCAAUAGGAGAAAUAUCACCGGAAGAAGUCGGAGAUGAACUGAAACAUUCUAAGUCGGAAGAAGAUCUGAGUGUUCAUCAAACUACGGCCGACGAAAGUGAGGCGAAAACUAUUGAAGAAUCAAAAGAAGAAAAGAUAGAUAUUCCUGAAGAAACGCCGGUAAAGACCCCGGAUAUUGCAAUUGAAACAGCAGAGGAAAUGAUUGUAAAAAGUGCUCAAGAAGAGGAGUCUGUGUCGAAAAGCAGAGUCGACAUCACUGACGAUGUGGAAAUUAAACCAGUAGUUGAAGUAUCGGAAGAUAAACCUGUUGAGGAAACAGAUGAAGCAGAAACUGAAGGAAAAGCAGCAGAGGACAUACCAGAAGAAGACUCCAAAGACCAAGCAUCACCUGUGACAUCAGAAGAAGUAGUGUCUGCGGAGAAAGCUAUAGGACAAUCACCUGAGUCAAUAAUAGAAGAAGAAACAUUGAAAGACAAAUCAGAAAACAACUCGUUUGUACAUGAAGGUACUGAGAAAAUGACUGACGAAAGAAUAGAUAUAAUUUUUGAUGAAGCUUCACCUGGCGUUGACAGUUCUGAAGAUGCUCGAUCUGUUGAAAUAUUGCUCGAUAAAACUGAAAGUGAUGUGCUGAAGGAAAUGUCAGGGAAACAAUUGUCUGAAACAAAACCUGUAGUAGAAGAAAGUAAGACGGAAACGUCCGAAGAAUCACUUGCGGAAAUAAAAGAAGAAGAAAUUUCUCAGGAAAACUCUACAGAAAUAUCGGGUACUGUUAUUUCAAGUGCUGAAGAAGACAUAACAGAAAAAUCUACCGAGAAAGAAUCAGAAGUGCGCACAGACGAAACAACUGAGGAAGAUGUUGAAUCCUUGAAAGUAAAAGAAGAUGUAGAACAGCGUGAGGAACUCACAGUAGGAGAAAUAUCACCGGAAGAAGUCGAAGAUAAACUGAAACAUUCUAAGUCGGAAGAAGAUCUGAGCGUUCAUCAAACUACGGCCGACGAAUGUGAGGCGGAAACUAUUGAAGAAUCAAAAGAAGAAAGGAUAAAUAUUCCAGAAGAAAUGCCGGUGGAGAAAUCGGAUAUUGCAAUGGAAAAAGCAGAGGAAACGAUUGUAAAAAGUGCUCAGGAAGCGGAGUCUGCGUUGAAAAGCGGUGUCCACAUCACUGACGAAGUGGCAAUUAAACCAGUAGUUAAAGUACCGGAAGAUAAACCCGUUGAAGAAGCAAAUAAAGCAGAAACUGAAGAAGAAGCAACAAAGGACGUACCAGAAGAAGACUCAGAAGACCAAGCAUCUCCUGUGACAUCAGAAGAAGUAGUGUCUGAGGAGAAACCUAUAGAACAAUCAGCUGAGUCAUUAAAAGAAGAAGAAAAAAUAGAAGACAAAUUAGAAAACAACUCGUUUGUACAUGAAACUACAGAGAAAAAGGCUGACGAAAGCAUAAAAAUAAUAUUUGAUGAAGCUUCACCUGGCGUUGAUAUUUCUGAAGAUGCUCGAUCUGUUGAAAUAUCGCUCGAUAAAACUGAAAGUGAAAUGCCAAAGAAAAAGUCAGAGGAACAACUAUCUAUAACAAAACCUUUAGCUGAAGAUGGUAAGACGGAAAAGUCCAAAGAAUCACUGGCGGAAACAAAAAAAGAAGAUAUUUCUCAAGAAAGAUCUGCUGAAAUUUCGGGUACUGUUAUUUCAAAUACUGAAGAAGAUACAACAGGAAAAUCUAUCGAGAAAGAAUCAGAAGUGCGCACAGACGAAACAACUGAGGAAGAUGUUGAAACAUUGAAAGUAAAAGAAGAUGUAGAACAGCGUGAGGAAUUCGAAAUAGGAGAAAUAUCACCGGAAGAAGUCAGAGAUGAACUGAAACAUUCUAAGUCUGAUGAAGAUCUGAGUGUUCAUCAAACUACGGCCGACGAAAGUGAGGCGAAAACUAUUGAAGAAUCAAAAGAAGAAAAGAUAGAUAUUCCUGAAGAAACGCCGAUAGAGGCCCCGGAUAUUGCAAUUCAAACAGCAGAGGAAAUGAUUGUAAAAAGUGCUCAGGAAGAGGAGUCUGUGUCGAAAAGCAGAGUCGACUUCACUGACGAUGUGGACAUUAAACCAGUAGUUGAAGUAUCGGAAGAUAAACCUGUCAACAAAACAGAUGAAACAGAAACUGAAGGAAAAGCAGCAGAGGACAUACCAGAAGAAGACUCCAAAGUCCAAGCAUCACCUAUGACAUCAGAAGAAGUAGUGUCUGCGGAGAAAGCUAUAGAACAAUCACCUGAGUCAAUAAUAGAAGAAGAAACAUUGAAAGACAAAUCAGAAAACAACUCGUUUGUACAUGAAAGUACUGAGAAAAUGACUGACGAAAGAAUAGAUAUAAUUUUUGUUGAAGCUUCACCUGGCGUUAAUAGUUCUGAAGAUGCUCGAUCUGUUGAAAUAUCGCUCGAUAAAACUGAAAGUGAUGUGCUGGAGGAAAUGUCAGGGGAACAAUUGUCUGAAACAAAACCUGUAGUAGAAGACAGUAAAACGGAAACGUCCGAAGAAUCACUGGCGGAAAAAAAAGAAGAAGAAAUUUCUCAGGAAAAAUUUCCAGAAAUAUCGGGUACUGUUAUUUCAAGUGCUGAAGAAGACAUAACAGAAAAAUCUACCGAGAAAGAAUCAGAAGUGCGCACAGACGAAACAUCUGAGGAAGAUGUUGAAUCCUUGAAAGUAAAAGAAGAUGUAGAACAGCUUGAGGAACUCGCAGUAGGAGAAAUAUCACCGGAUGAAGUCGAAGAUAAACUGAAACGUUCUAGGUCGGAAGAAGAUCUGAGUGUUCAUCAAACUACGACCGACGAAUGUGAGGCGGAAACUAUUGAAGAAUCAAAAGAAGAAAGGAUAGAUAUUCCAGAAGAAAUGCCGGUGGAGAAAUCGGAUAUUGCAAUGGAAAAAGCAGAGGAAACGAUUGUAAAAAGUGCUCAAGAAGCGGAGUCUGCGUUGAAAAGCGGUGUCCCCAUCACUGACGAAGUGGAAAUUAAACCAGUAGUUAAAGUACCGGAAGAUAAACCCGUUGAAGAAUCAAAUGCAGCAGAAACUGAAGAAAAAGCAACAAAGGACGUACCAGAAAAAGACUCAGAAGAACAAUCAUCUCCUGUGACAUCAGAAGUGGUGUGUGAGGAGAAACCUAUAGAGCAAUCAGCUGAGUCAUUAAAAGAAGAAGAAAAAAUAGAAGACAAAUUAGAAAACAACUCAUUUGUACAUGAAACUACAGAGAAAAGGGCUGACGAAAGCAUAAAUAUAAUAUUUGAUGAAGCUUCACCUGGCGUUGACAUUUCUGAAGAUGCUCGAUCUGUUGAAAUAUUGCUCGAUAAAACUGAAAGUGAAAUGCCAAAGGAAAUGUCAGAGGAACAACUGUCUAUAACAAUACCUGUAGUUGAAGAAAGUAAGACGGAAAAGUCUGAAGAAUCACUGGCGGAAACAAAAGAAGAAAAAAUUUCUCAAGAAAGGUCUUCUGAAAUUUCAGGUGCUGUUAUUUCAAGUGCUGAAGAAGAUACAACAGUAAAAUCUAUCGAGAAAGAAUCAGAAGUGCGCACAGACGAAACAACUGAGGAAGAUGUUGAAACAUUGAAAGUAAAAAAAGAUGUAAAACAGCGUGAGGAACUCGAAAUAGGAGAAAUAUCGCCGGAAGAAGUCGGAGAUGAACUGAAACAUUCUAAGUCGGAAGAAGAUCUGAGUGUUCAUCAAACUACGGCCGACGAAAGUGAGGCGAAAACUAUUGAAGAAUCAAAAGAAGAAAGGAUAGAUAUUCCAGAAGAAACGCCGGUAGAGAAAUCGGAUAUUGCAAUUGAAAAAGCAGAGGAAACGAUUGUAAAAAGUGCUCAAGAAGCGGAGAAAAAAGCUGACGAAAGCAUAAAUAUAAUUUUAGAUGAAGCUUCACCUGGCGUUGACAGUUCUGAAGAUGCUCGAUCUGUUGAAAUAUCGCUCGAUAAAACUGAAAGUGAAAUGCCAAAGGAAAUGUCAGAGGAACAAUUGUCUGAAGCAAAACCUGUAGUUGAAGAAGGUAUGACGGAAAAGUCCGAAGAAUCACUGGCAGAAACAAAAGAAGAAGAAAUUUCUCAAGAAAGAUCUACUGAAAUUUCGGGUACUGUUAUUUCAAGUGCUGAAGAAGAUACAACAGAAAAAUCUAUCGAGAAUGAAUCAGAAGUGCACAUAGACGAAAUAACCGAGGAAGAUAUUGAAACAUUGAAAGUAAAAGAAGAUGUAGAAGAGCGUGAGGAACUCGCAAUAGUUGAAAUAUCACCGGAAGAAGUCGGAGAUGAACUGAAACAUUCUAAGUCGGAAGAACAUCUGAGUGUUCAUCAAACUAUAGCCGACGAAAGUGAGGCGAAAACUAUUGAAGAAUCAAAAGAAGAAAAGAUAUAUAUUUCUGAAGAAACGCCGGUAAAGACCCCGGAUAUUGCAAUUCAAACAGCAGAGGAAAUGAUUGUAAAAAGUGCUCAAGAAGAGGAGUCUGUGUCGAAAAGUAGAAUUGACAUCACUGAUGAUGUGGAAAUUAAACCAGUAAUUGAAGUAUCGGAAUAUAAACCUGUUGAGAAAACAGAAGAAGCAGGAACUGAAGGAAAAGCAGCAGAGGACAUACCAGAAGAAGACUCCAAUGACCAAGCAUCACCUGUGACAUCAGAAGAUGUAGUGUCUGUAGAGAAAGCUAUAGAACAACCACUUGAGUCAAAAAUAGAAGAAGAAACAUUGGAAGACAAAUCAGAAAACAACUCGUUUGUACAUGAAAAUACUGAGAAAAUGACUGACGAAAGAAUAGAUAUAAUUUCUGAUAAAGCUUCAUCUGGCGUUGACAGUUCUGAAGAUUCUCGAUUUGUUGAAAUAUCGCUCGAUAAAACUGAAAGUGAAAUGCCGAAGGAAAUGUCGGAGGAACAAUUGUCUGAAACAAAACCUGUAGUAGAAGAAAGUAAUACGGAAACGUCCGAAGAAUCAAAGGCUGAAACAAAAGAAGAAGAAAUUUCUCAAGAAAGACCUACUGAAAUUUCGGGUACUGUUAUUUCAAGUGCUGAAGAAGACACAACAGAAAAAUCUAUCGAGAAAGAAUCAGAAGUGCGCACAGACGAAACAACUGAGGUAGAUGUUGAAACCUUGAAAGUAAAAGAUGAUGUAGAACAGCGUGAGGAACUCGCAGUAGGAGAAAUAUCACCGGAAGAAGUCGAAGAUAAACUGAAACAUUCUAAGUCGGAAGAAGAUCUGAGUGUUCAUAAAACUACGGCCGACGAAAGUGAGGCGAAAACUAUUGAAGAAUCACAAGAAGAAAGGAUAGAUAUUCCAGAAGAAACGCCGGUAGAGAAAUCGGAUAUUGCAAUUGAAAAAGCAGAGGAAACGAUUGUAAAAAGUGCUCAAGAAGCAGAGAAAAAAGCUGACGAAAGCAUAAAUAUAAUUUUAGAUGAAGCUUCACCUGGCGUUGACUAUUCUGAAUAUGCUCGAUCUGUUGAAAUAUCGCCCGAUAAAACUGAUAGUGAAAUGCCAAAGGAAAUGUCAGAGGAACAAUUGUCUGAAGCAAAACCUGUAGUUGAAGAAGGUAUGACGGAAAAGUCCGAAGAAUCACUGGCAGAAACAAAAGAAGAAGAAAUUUCUCAAGAAAGAUCUACUGAAAUUUCGGGUACUGGUAUUUCAAGUGCUGAAGAAGAUACAACAGAAAAAUCUAUCGAGAAAGAAUCAGAAUUGCGCACAGACGAAAUAACUGAGGAAGAUGUUGAAACAUUGAAAGUAAAAGAUGUAGAACAGCGUGAGGAACUCGCAAUAGGAGAAAUAUCACCGGAAGAAGUCGGAGAUAAACUUAAACAUUCUAAGUCGGAAGAAGAUCUGAGUGUUCAUAAAACUACGGCCGACGAAAGUGAGGCGAAAACUAUUGAAAAAUCAAAAGAAGAAAAGAUAGAUAUUCCUGAAGAAACGCCGGUAAAGACACCGGAUAUUGCAAUUGAAACAGCAGAGGAUAUGAUUGUAAAAAAUGCUCAAGAAGAGGAGUCUGUGUCGAAAAGCAGAGUCGACAUCACUGAUGAUGUGGAAAUUAAACCAGUAGUUGAAGUAUCGGAAGAUAAACCUAUUGAGGAAACAGAUGAAGCCGAAACUGAAGGAAAAGCAGCAGAGGACAUACCAGAAGAAAACUCCAAUGACCAAGCAUCACCUGUGACAUCAGAAGAUGUAGUGUCUGCGGAGAAAGCUAUGGAACAACCACCUGAGUCAAUAAUAGAAGAAAAAACAUUGGAAGACAAAUCAGAAAACAACUCGUUUAUACAUGAACGUACUAAGAAAAUGACUGACGAAAGAAUAGAUAUAAUUUUUGAUAAAGCUUCAUCUGGCGUUGACAGUUCUGAAGAUGCUCGAUCUGUUGAAAUAUCGCUCGAUAAAACUGAAAGUGAAGUGCCGAAGGAAAUAUCAGAGGAACAAUUGUCUGAAACAAAACCUGUAGUAGAAGAAAGUAAGACGGAAACGUCCGAAGAAUCACUGGCGGAAACAAAAGAAGAAGAAAUUUCUCAAGAAAGAUCUACAGAAAUAUCGGGUACUGUUAUUUCAAGUGCUGAAGAAGAUACAACAGAAAAAUCUAUCGAGAAAGAAUCAGAAGUGCGCACAGACGAAACAACUGAGGAAGAUGUUGAAACCUUGAAAGUAAAAGAAGAUGUAGAAGAGCGUGAGGAACUCGCAGUAGGAGAAAUAUCACCGGAAGAAGUCGAAGAUAAACUGAAACAUUCUAAGUCGGAAGAAGAUCUGAGUGUUCAUAAAACUACGGCCGACGAAAGUGAGGCGAAAACUAUUGAAGAAUCAAAAGAAGAAAGAAUAGAUAUUCCAGAAGAAACGCCGGUAGAGAAAUCGGAUAUUGCAAUUGAAAAAGCAGAGGAAACGAUUGUAAAAAGUGCUCAAGAAGCGGAGAAAAAAGCUGACGAAAGCAUAAAUAUAAUUUUAGAUGAAGUUUCACCUGGCGUUGACAGUUCUGAAGAUGCUCGAUCUGUUGAAAUAUCGCUCGAUAAAACUGAAAGUGAAAUGCCAAAGGAAAUGUCAGAGGAACAAUUGUCUGAAGCAAAACCUGUAGUUGAAGAAGGUAUGACGGAAAAGUCCGAAGAAUCACUGGCGGAAACAAAAGAAGAAGAAAUUUCUCAAGAAAGAUCUACUGAAAUUUCGGGUACUGUUAUUUCAAAUGCUGAAGAAGAUACAACAGAAAAAUCUAUCGAGAAAGAAUCAGAAGUGCGCACAGACGAAACAACUGAGGAAGAUGUUGAAACAUUGAAAUUAAAAGAAGAUGUAGAACAGCGGGAAGAACUUGCAAUAGGAGAAAUGUCACCGGAAGAAGUCGGAGAUAAACUGAAACAUUCUAAGUCGGAAGAAGAUCUGAGUGUUCAUAAAACUACGGCCGACGAAAGUGAGGCGAAAACUAUUGAAGAAUCAAAAGAAGAAAAGAUAGAUAUUCCUGAAGAAACGCCGGUAAAGACACCGGAUAUUGCAAUUGAAACAGCAGAGGAUAUGAUUGUAAAAAAUGCUCAAGAAGAGGAGUCUGUGUCGAAAAGCAGAGUCGACAUCACUGAUGAUGUGGAAAUUAAACCAGUAGUUGAAGUAUCGGAAGAUAAACCUAUUGAGGAAACAGAUGAAGCCGAAACUGAAGGAAAAGCAGCAGAGGACAUACCAGAAGAAGACUCCAAAGACCAAGCAUCACCUGUGACAUCAGAAGAUGUAGUGUCUGCGGAGAAAGCUAUAGAACAAUCACCUGAGUCAAUGAUAGAAGAAGAAAUGUGGGAAGACAACUCAGAAAACAACCCGGUUAUACAUGAAAGUACUGAGAAAAUGACUGACGAAAGAAUAGAUAUAAUUUUUGAUGAAGCUUCAUCUGGCGUUGACAGUUCUGAAGAUGCUCGAUCUGUUGAAAUAUCACUCGAUAAAACUGAAAGUGAAGUGCCGAAGGAAAUGUCAGAGGAACAAUUGUCUGAAACAAAACCUGUAGUAGAAGAAAGUAAGACGGAAACGUUCGAAGAAUCACUGGCGGAAACAAAAGAAGAAGAAAUUUCUCAAGAAAGAUCUACUGAAAUUUCGGGUACUGUUAUUUCAAGUGCUGAAGAAGAUACAACAGAAAAAUCUAUCGAGAAAGAAUCAGAAGUGCGCACAGACGAAACCACUGAGGAAGAUGUUAAAAUAUUUAAGGUAAAAGAUGAUACAGAACAGGGUGAGGAAACCGCAAUAGAAGAAGUAUCACAGGAAGAAACCGGAGAAAAAGUGCAACACUCCAAAUUGGAAGAGAAACUUAGAGUUCAUAAACCUACGGCCGACCAAAGUGAGGUGAAAACUACUGGAGACUCACAAGAAGAAAUUAAAAUCAUUUCUAAAGAAACGCCAGUAGAGAAACCAGAUAUUGCAACAGAAACAGCAGUAGAUGAGACGAUUGUAGAAAGUGCUCAAAGAGAAGAAUCCGCAUCGAAAAGUGGAGUCGACAUAACUGACGAAGUAAAAAUUAUAUCAGUGGUUGAAGUAACAAAAGAUAAACCUCUCGAAGAAACAAGCGAUGGAGAAAAAGAAGAAAAAGGAACAAAGGAUAUAGCAAAAGAAAUUUCUGAUGACGAAGUAUCUCUGGUUACAUCUGAAGACGUAGUAUCUGAGGAGAAACCUAUGGAACAAUCACCUGAGUCUAUUAUAAAGCAAGAAAAAUUGCAAGACAAAUCAGAAAACGAGUCGUUUGUACUUGAAACUACUGUGGAAAAGACUGACGAAAGCACACAUUUAAUUUUAGAUAAAGCAGCAUCUAGCGUUGUUAGCUCUGAAGAAGCUCGAUCUGAUAAAAUAUCGCUCGAUAAAACUGAAAAUGAAAUGCCAAACGAAAUGUCGGAGGAACAUUUUCCUGAAAGAAAAGCUACUGUUGAAGAAAAUAAGAUGGAAAUGUCUGACAGGCCACUUGAGAAGACAAAAGAGGACGAAAUUUCUCAAGAAAAAUCUACAGAACAAUCGGAUUCUGUUAUUGGAAGUGCCGAAGAAGAUACAACAGAAAAACCUUCUGAGAAAGAAUCAGAAGAGCGCACAGGCAAAACCACUGAGGAAGAUGUUGAAACAUUAAAGGUAGAAGAAGAUGUACAACAGCGGGAGGAAAUCGGAAUAGGAGAAGUAUCACAGGAAGAAGUCGGAUAUGAAAUGCAACGGUCUAAAUCGGAAGAAGAUCUGAGCGUUCAUAAACCAGCGGCCGAUGAUAGUGAAGCAAGAACUUUAAAAGAAAGUAAAGAAUUGAAAGAAGAAAUCAAAGACGUUUCUGAAGAAAUGCCAACAGAGAAAUCGGAUAUUGCAACUCAAACAUCAGAUGAAGCGUUGGUGGCAAAUGCUCAAGGAGAGGAAUUUGCAUUGAAAAGUGGAGUUCAAGAAACUAAUGGGAAAAAAACUGACGAAAGCAUGAGUAUAAUUUUAGAUGAAGCUUCACCUGGUGUUUACAUCUCUAAAGAAGCUCGAUCUGUUGAAAAAUCGCUCGAUAAAACUAAAAGUGAAAUGCCAAAGGAAUUGUCGCAGGAACAGUUGUCUGAAACAAAACAUAUUGUUCAAGAAAGUGAGACUGAAACGUCUGAAGAAUCACUAAAGAACACAAAAGAGAAAGAUAUUUCUCAAGAAAACAUUACAGAAAAAUUGGAUUCCGUUAUUGCAUGUGCCGAAGACGACACAACAGAAAAGCCAUCCGAGAAAGAGUCAGAAGUGCGCACAUACGAAACCACUGAGAAAGAUGUUGAAUCAUAUAAAGUUGAAGAAGAUAUAGAACAGCGUGAGAAAAAUGUAACAGGAGAGGUAUCUCAGGAUGAAACCGGACAAGAAAUACAACAGUCUAAAUCGGAAGAAGAUCUGAGUGUUCAUAAAUCUACGGCCGAUGAAAGUGAGGCGAGAACAUUUAAAGAACUGAAAGAAGAAAUCAAAGACUUUUCUGAAGAAAUGCCAGUAGAGAAAUCGGAUAUUGCAACGCAAAAUUCAGAUGAAGCGUUGGUGGAAAAUGCUCAAGGAGAGAAAUCUGCUUUAAAAUGUGGAGUCGACAUCACUGACGAAGUCGAAAUUAUACCGUUAGUUGAAGUAUCGGAAGAUAACCCUGUCCAAGAAACAAGCGAAGCAGAAAAUGUAGAAAAAGCAUCAAAGAAUGUAUUAAAAGAGAAAUCAGAAGACCGAGUUUUUCCGGUGACAUCUGAAGAAGAAGUAUCUGAGGAAAAACCUAUGACACAAUCACCUGAGUCAGAAGAAAAAUUGGAAGACAAAUUAGAAAACAGCUCUUUUGUACAUGAAUCUUUUGGGGAAAAGACUGACGAACUGACAGAUCUUAUUUUAGAUGAAACCGCACCUGAAGUUGACCUCUCUAAAGAAACUCGUUCUGUUGAAGUAUCGCUCAAUGAAACUGAAAUGCUAAAGGGAAUGUCGGAGGAGCUAACGACUGAAACAAAACCUUUUGUUGAAGAAAGUAAGACGGAAACGUGCGAAGAAUCACUGGAGAAAACAAAAGAGGAGGAAAUUUCUCAAAUAAAAGCUACAGAAAAAUCAGAUACCGUUAUUGCAAGUGCCGAGGAUGACAAAACAGAAAAGACUUCCGAUAAAGAAUUAGAAGUGCGCACUGACGAAUCAACUGAGGAAGAUGUUGAAACAUUUAAGGUAAAAGAAGUUGUAGAGCAGCCUGAGGAAAUCACAGUACGAAAAAUAUCACAGGACGAAGUCGGACAUGAAAUGCAACAGCAACAGUCUAAAUCGGAAGAUCAAAGUGUUCAUAAACAUAUGGCGGACGAAAGAGAGGAGAAAACUUUUCAAGAAUCAAAACGAGAAAUCAAAGUUGUUUCUGGAGAAACGCCAGUAGAGAAACCGGUUAUUGCAACUGAAAUAGCAGAUGAAACGAUUGUAGAAAAUGCUCAAGAAGAGAAAUGUGCAUCAAAAAGUGGGGUCGACAUCACUGACGAAGUAGAAAUUAUGUCGGUAGUUGAAGUAUUGGAAGAUAAACCUGUCGAAGAAGAAAGCGAAGCAGAAAAUGUAGUAAGACCAACAGAAAACAUAGCAAAUGAGAAAUCAAAAGACGAAGAAUCACCGGUGACAUCAGAAGAAAUAGUAUCCGAGAAGAAACCUAUGGAACAAACACCUGAAUCAAAUAUGGAACAAGAAAAUUUGGAAGACAAAUUAGAAAACAACAACUCAAUUGUACAUGAAACGGCUGAGGAAAAGACUGAUGAAAGCAUAAAUAUAAUUUUACAUAAAGCAGCAUCUAGCAUUGAUAUCUCUAAAGAAGCUCGAUCUAUUGAAUUAUCGCUUGAUAAAACAGAAAAUGAAAUGCAAAUGGAAACGUUGGAGGAACAAUUGUCUGUUACAGAAGCUACUGUUGAAGAAAAUAAGACGGAAACGUCCGACGAAUCACUGCAGAAAACAAAAGACGAAGAAAUUUCCCAAGACAAAUCUACAGAAAUAUCGGGAACUGUUAUUUCAAGUGCUGAAGAAGAUACAACAGAAAUGUCUUCUGAGAAAGAAACAGAAGUGCGUACAUUCGAAACCACCGAGGAAGAUGUUGAAAAAAAUAAGGUAAAAGAAGAUGUAGUACAGCGUGAGGAAAUUGCAAUAAAAGAAGUAUCACAGGAAGAAACCAGACAUGAAAUGCAACAGUCUAAACAGGAAGAAAAUCUGAGUGUUUAUAAACCUACGGCCGACGAAAGUGAGGCGAAAGUAUUUGAAGACUCACAAGAAGAAACAUCAGAAGAGAAACCGGAUAUUGCAACUGAAACAGUGGAGGAAACAAUAGUAGAAUAUGCUCAAGGAGAGAAAUCUGCAUUGGAAAGUGGAGUCGACAUAAGUGACGAAGAGGAAAUUAAGCCGGUAGUUGAAGUAUCGGAAGAUAAACCUGUCGAAGAAAUAAGCGAAGCAGAAAAUAUAGAAAAUGCAACAGAAAGUAUACUUAAAGAUGAAAUAGAAAGUGAAAUGCCAAAGGAAAUAUUGGGGGAACAGUUGGCUGAAACAAAACCUAUCAUUGAAGAAAAGAAGAUGGAAACAUCCGAAGAGUCACUGGAGGAAAUGAAAGAGGAAGAAAUUUCUAAAGAAAAAUCAACAGAAAAAUCGGACAUUGUUAUUGCAAGUGCUGAAGAAGACACAACAGAAAAUGCUUCCGUAAAAGAAUCAGACGUACGCACAGAAGAAAUAACUAAAAAAGAUGUUGAAACAUUUAAGGUAACAGAAGAUGUAGAACAGCAUGAGGUAAACACAGCAGAAGAGAUAUCACAGGAAGAAACAGGACCUGAAAUGCUACAGUCAAAAUCGGAAGAUGAUAAGACUGAUCAUCAACCUUUUGCUGACGAAAUUGUGGCGAAAACAAUUGAAGACUCACAAGAAGAAAUCAAAGUCGUUUCUGAUGAAAAGCCAAAAGAGGAACCGGAUUUUGCAAAUAAAACAGCCGAGGAAACUCUUAAAGAAAAUGUUUUCGUAGAGGAAUCUACAAUGAUAAGUGGAGUCGACAUCAGACAGGAAGCAAAAUUUGUAGCAAUACUUGAAACAUCAGACGAAAAACAUGUUGAAGAAGUAAGUGAUGGAGAAACUGCAGAAGAAGCGACAAAUAAUAUAUCAAAAGAGGAAUCAGAGUAUACAGGCGAAACACCUCACCUAAAACCCAGUGAAGAACAUGGAACUCUGCUUGAAAGAAUAACGCCAAAACAAGGUGAUCAGCAGUUGACAGCUAAACAUGCUGACCACAUGCAGCAAGACGAAAAGCAUGCUAAUACAUUAAGUGAUAUUACGACUAUAACAGACAGUACGGAUGUAAGCAGUAUGAAUUUUACAACUCUUACAGACAGUCCAAGAAAUAUUUCCUAUGAGGAGACACAAGACACUGCUAGAUCACAUGACACUUCUGAUGAUCUCACUAAUGACAACACGUAUUCUGAUACAUUUGAAUCUCUCUCCGAAAGACAGACUACACUUGAUACAGCCGAUGAGACUGUGUCCAAACCAACCAAAGAUCCGGUUGGAGCUAAAACAUCACUUCAUACUGACAAUGAUACUGCACAGAAUCUAAGGAGAUCUUCACUGUCAGACUUUGAAGAUCUUCCUUUAGAAUAAAACAUGUGCUAGCUCGUGUCAUGUUCUUUGAAACAAACUUCAAGACAUUAAACAUUAACGUAGAAGUUGUAAAUCAACAAUUAUUGCAAAACGUCAUCAAAUAUCUAAUCAUUCUCUAAGAUGAAUUAUAUUGUGUAGCAUAUAGAUAGAUAGAUCAGUCUUUUAUUGCUUUAUAAGAAAAGUAGCAUAUUAUAAUACAAGCGUUAUUACAAACAUAUGAAAAAUGUGAUUCGUAUACAAGAUGAAAUUUACACAUUGAUGGUGAAUCCAUAAUUAUAGUUAAUAACUUUGCAUGAUAUAAGUAUACAUUUAAAACAUUAUAUCUGAUUUACAGUUAUAUACGAAUUUUGUUUGUCAGUGUUCUACAUUGGUAUGAAACAUUUCUGUAUAAAGACUACAAUGAACAAUGUUGAUGUAUUAUACUGUUGUUACUCAUUACAAAGAACGCGGAGGCCAAUGUACAAUUACAUCUUAUUUAUUAUACACUAUAUGUACUGGUGCUCCCUGUUUAGCUUAUGAAGCAAAUUGUGAUAUAGUUUUUGUAAAUUGCAUUCUGUAGAUUGCAUUCAGUUACAUGUCGAUACUAAUUUGCAUUUUUCUUUCUUUCUUAUAAGCUUCUGUCUUUAUGUUUCAUUGCACGUUUAAACAAAUAAAGUAAUUAAUUCUAAAUAUAUAUUAAACUUUAAUAAAGAUUUGCUGGUUCUGUUUAAAUGAAAAUGAAUCACGUGAUCAAUGGAGCCAUGUCAACUCUGUACAACAACCACCUUGGCAAAAGAGGCUGCUGUUGUAAACUGUACUGACUCUCUCUUAUUUCUCUGACAUUUGUGUUUCUUUUUGUAUAUAUUCUUGACAAUUCAUAGUAUAUUUCAUAACUAAAAUGAACAUUCUAUGUUAUUGUGAUUGGCAACAGAAGUGCUUUAUGUUUAAUUGUGUUUAGAAGAAAAUGUGUUUACAUGUACACACAGGAAUGAGUGUUUACAUAUACAUCAAAUGCAAGAAUUUAUCAUCAACCCGUAUUCAAAGUUCAGAAUUAAUUGGUUUAAGAAAAGAAACAACAAAAUUAUUGGAUCGUCAUUUAUAUUAUAUAUGCCCAUAUUCCUGUAAAAUCAUUGAUUUUCGUUAGCAAUGAAGACUGCAGAUAUUUUUGUGAUAGACGAUUGGUCAUAAAUGAAGAUAACAUAGGACUUUAGUCCAAUGUUUAUAAAUUUUGCACCAUUAACCCUAUUAAAUCACUUCCAUUUAUUUAUGACGUAAUUACUAUUCUAUCCAUCCUGUAGUGUUUUGUUCCUACAUUUCGUAUUGUUGUAGAUGAAAACGCUGAAAAAACACGAUAUUCGGCGAAUCUGUAACUGCUUUUACUGAUGAUUUUACAGAAAUGAAAAUAUUACUACAUAAUGAAAAUAUUACAUAUAGAAAACAGUAUUACAUACAGAGAACAUUGUAACGGUCAUGAACCAAUUAAAAAUACACAAAAAAAUCUUUAAAUUUACGUAAAGUAUUUACAUUUUAUUUCAUCAUAUAAUCUUUAUGGUCCUUAAUCAAUAAAUGGGCGUUUCUUUCAUGAUAUCAUCAAUAGUAUAAAAAACUUUGGAUCAAUUUAGAAAACGGUGAGAAACAUCAUGUUGAUAAAUAUAUAGGUAUAUGUCAAAUUAUAGAUACUGCAUUUAAACACACUUCAAAUAUUACAGUCUGUCUAAUACCCUUUGAUUAUUUUGUCGUUCCCUUUUGAAGUUAUAAGAUCUUUUUGUAUUUUAUAUAAUUAUACAAUAUAUAAAAUUUAGAUUACCUGUUAAUACAUUUGUUCUUUAUAUUUUGUGAUGGUGAUAUUCCUAUUUUUUGCAUUUUUGUAAGUUUUUACAUUUCUUUGAUGAGAUAUAAAUACUUUUCACUAAUGACAAUAACCGUCAAUCAUUUUUUCGCAUAUUUUACAUUUUUAAUUUGUAUCAUUAUUUGGUAUUGUACAAAUGAAAGCUAGUCUUCGUGAUUUAGGUAAAUAUUACACCAUAAUAUAACGAUCGUUACAAGGGAUUACAUUUGCUGUAUAUUACAUGUAUUGUAUAUAAUAGACCGCCAAGUAUGAUUUUUUAAAUUAUCACUGUGUUAUUUAAUUGUUAUGAUUUGAAUAAACCAUGUUUAUAA